Molecule: messenger RNA, 1872 nt
Organism: Penicillium manginii
Lineage: Eukaryota; Fungi; Ascomycota; Eurotiomycetes; Eurotiales; Aspergillaceae
Product: DUF4246 domain-containing protein
Exons: 3
Coding region: 1-1872 (623 amino acids)
Source: RefSeq, a predicted model, not a curated record
AUGGAUCCUACCUAUGAAUGGUUUCAAACCCAAAUGCCCGGGUUCAAUGUACCCGUGGAUGCUGCACCGGCUAUAAAAGACUUGAGUGCGUUGAUCACGAAAAUUAGCCUUUUCACACUCCUUUAUAUUAACAUUCUAUUCUUCCCUUCUACAAGCAAGCUUGUUGUCAAGAGAGAAAUAAUUAUGAUGCGAGUAAUGAAUACUAUCACCGACAAGCCCGAUUGGGAACGAAAGGUAUUUGAUGAGGUCAUCACCAACAAAUGGCGCGACGAAAUCGCCCAAAGCGGGCAAGAUGUUACUUCCAAGAUGAUGGACUGGAUUAUCAAAGAGCUGCAGUGGAAGACUUCUUUUCUCGAGAAAGAUGGAUACGUCGAAGUCUUUGAAAAUGUAAUCAAAUCGGAUACCGCCGUUGCCAAAGAGCUUCAAGAUGCUCUGAAGGAGGCAGUGAAGCCUCUCGAAGAUGUUCCCGAGGACCAGAAAGACUACCACCCCGGCUCCGAGGGAAAGGUCCUCGACCUUGUGCAUCCAUCCCUAUUCCCGGUUGUCUACGGCAAGACACGAGUCCUCCCGGAUAAGAUUCUUGGUCUUGAAGAUUGCCUUGAUCAUAUCGGCGAAGGCGAAGUCAUUCCUACUCCGCCGGACAGCGAUUCUGAGGCCAGUUCUAGUGGCCGGCGCCACGGGAAAAAAUCAUUCGACCUACCGUUGCUGAGCAAGAAAUUCCAGUGGAUGCCAUGUGAUAUCGACCUUUUGCAGGAUGGGGUGUGUCAAGUUUUGUCGUACAUCAAUAACGCCCACCCGGUCAAGCACCGCGCGCUCUACCGAGCCGUUGAAAAGAUCAUAUCACAAACCGUGCCCUUGUGGGAGGCGUCUCUUAGCGAAAAGAAUCACCCUCAGAGAAUCCCGUACCGUAAAGUCGAAUGGGAAGAAGGCUAUGGAAAUGAUGAAUUUCUGGAAUGGGAUGAAGAGGAGUUAGAGUAUGACCCAAAUGAGGGCGAGGACGAAGGCGAAUAUAUGAAGCGCUACGAAGAAACUAUGAAGCGACAUGAAGAAUACCAGGCCACUCGCAAGGUCAAACUUCCUGAGCCCGGGGAGUUCAAAAUCCCCGAGCCAGACUCGAAGAAUCGUCGGGUCCAACCCAUCAAUUUCCGAACGGAUUUUGCCGAUCGCAGACUGCAGGUCAUUGUCAAGUUGGCGAAUAUCGAAUUGACGCCUGAUAAACCAGAGUAUGAGGGUGGAAGCUGGCAUAUCGAGGGCCAACUUAACGAGCGCAUCGCCGCUUCGGCAAUCUACUACUACGAUAGCGAAAAUAUCACCACCAGCUCGCUCGCCUUCCGCCAUCGCGGAAUGAACAACAUGGACAAGCUCAAGUACGAACAGGACAAACACCAAUUCAUGCAACAGGUGUAUGGUUAUUCCAGCGACUUGCAAAAUAACUAUCCCUGUCUGAUAACGCAGGAUCUCGGCAGCGUGGUCUCCAAGGAAGGUAGACUGAUCACCUUCCCCAAUACGCUUCAGCACUGCGUGUCUCCGUUUUCGCUGGAGGACCAGUCCAAGCCCGGCCAUCGCAAGAUUCUUGCUUUAUUUCUGAUUGAUCCACAUCGACGCGUUAUUUCUUCUGCUAAUGUGCCACCGCAACAAGAGGAUUGGAAAGAGAGUAGGGAGUCCGAGACUUCUGCCGAGAGUCACAGCUCUGAACCACCUAUUAAAAGGCAGAAAGUCGAUGAAGCCGAAACUAAAACGGUCGAUUGUCCGACCAUGUCUUUGGGAGAAGCUAAGACGUACCGACUCGAGCUUAUGGAAGAGCGUGGUCUCGCAUCUGCGAAGCAGAACGAAAAGUUUCAAGAGGGUCAUUUCAGUCUCUGUGAGCAUUAA